This is a messenger RNA of Poeciliopsis prolifica (blackstripe livebearer), 6695 nucleotides long. It is a transcript of the gene adamtsl7, whose product is annotated as ADAMTS-like 7. The transcript has 18 exons. Gene Ontology annotation, molecular function: metalloendopeptidase activity. NCBI's taxonomy places the organism in Eukaryota, Metazoa, Chordata, Actinopteri, Cyprinodontiformes, Poeciliidae. Gene Ontology annotation, biological process: extracellular matrix organization. The record is from RefSeq and is a predicted model, not a curated record. The coding region runs from base 205 to 3108 and encodes 967 amino acids. Gene Ontology annotation, cellular component: extracellular matrix.
UAGUCUGAUUGAUCCCGAAUUCCCAACAUGGUUUCAGUGGGUCACAUGGAUCUGCACCAGGUAUUGAGAGGGAAGCCCUUCAUUUCUUCACAGAUUCAAGUUUUCAUUGUGAAGAUGCCUGCGCUUGGAGAGGAUACACCAGUAUAAAAAGCAGAAACGCUUCAUCAUUAGGCUGCAGUGUCCAACGCUGUGGAACGAGUCGUCAUGCUUGAAGUCAGGAUUUGGUCCAUCAGACUAUCUGUUCAGCUCCUGCUUUGGUCACAACUCCUGGACAGUCAACAAACAUCAGAUCACAGGAAGGUGCCUCAGAGGACAGAGUCUCAACAGGAGUUCAGGGCGGAGUAUGGGGAAAUUCAGGGAGCCUGGGGCACCUGGAGUGCCUGGUCAACCUGCUCCCGGACAUGUGGGAAAGGGGUACAAGAACAGACAAGGCCCUGUCUGCCUGUGUACACUCAAUACCCCUCCAGAGGAGCUGCCGUUCAGCCCCAGCAGCCAGGCCAUGUCAUUUCAGCUUUGAAACCUGCUGCUGCUCCACGCCACAGUGGUGUCAGAGCCUUCGACAACAGCAGCAGCAGCAGGGGAGAGCUGAGGAGGGAGAAGCAGAGCAGGCCAGGCGAACGCAGGAAGGUCACCCACAUUGUCCCAGGGAAGUAUGGAUAUGGACGGGCACCUCAUGUGGCUCCACUGUUAGUGGAUUCAGGCAGAGGCUCAGCUUCGCCUCGCCUCCACAGACAAAAACGCUCUCCUGCUGCUAACUCCCUUCAGGCCUUUCCUAGAGGGCACACCGACCUCAGAUCACACAAACUGGAUGCCUCCAACAACCUCCAUCGCUUUACCAGGGUGUAUGUGCAUCCCAGGACUCAACAUCCCAGGAAAAAACAACUCUGGACUUCCCUUUACCAGCCUGCAUCCUCCAAACAGGCUGAGGUCCAGACUGGGAGUCACACCUCCAGCCACCAGCUGUACCAGGAGAGACCUUACAACCCACUGCCUUCAUCCUUCUGUACAGGGGAGCACGCUCACUACAGGAUCUGCAACAGUAAUGAUUGUCCUCCGUCCAGCAAAGACAUCAGAGCGGUUCAGUGUUCUUCCUACAACAACCAGCCUUUCAUGGGCAGACUCUAUAAAUGGGAACCUUUUAAUGAAGUUCCUGGGGAGCAGCAUUGUGAGCUGAACUGCCGGGCCACUGGGUUCAGAUUCUACGUGCGACAGUCAGACAGGGUGAUUGAUGGCACACCGUGUGGACAAAAUGAAAUAAAUCUGUGUGUGGCAGGACGAUGCACGAGCCUUGGGUGCGAUGAAUAUCUUGGAUCUGGAAAGGUGGUUGACAAAUGCGGCGUGUGCGGCGGUGAUAACUCAACCUGCAGGCUGGUCUCAGGACUGUUCAAACACAGCUUGUCCAAGAUUGGCUACCACAAGAUCGUGGAGAUCCCAGAGGGAGCCACGAGGAUCAACGUGACGGAGAUGGUGAAGAGCAGAAACUACUUGGCUCUGCGAAGCCGUUCAGGGAGAUCCAUUAUAAAUGGAAACUGGGCUAUCGACCGACCGGGGAAAUAUGAGGGUGGAGGUACCAUGUUCACCUACCGCAGACCCAAUGAGAUCAGCAGUACAGCUGGGGAAUCCUUUCUUGCUGAGGGCCCCACCAAUGAAAUUCUGGAUGUUUUUAUGAUCUUUCAACAACCAAACCCUGGAGUUCACUACGAGUACAUUCUCCCCUCUGAGAAAGCCGUCAAGCCUCAGCAACCAACACAAACAGCAGAAGAAUCUGCGAGAGGACAGGAUGAGUAUACGCAGCAAAUCCACACGCAGCAGGAGAACUUCAACUCUGCAGGUGGGGGGAGAUAUCACCCACAUCUUCCUGACAACCAGGUGCCUGCUGUGGUUCCUCCAAGACGUGACAGGGCGUACAACUGGAAACUGACUGGCACCACUGAAUGCAGCGCCUCCUGUGGAAAAGGUUUCAGAAAUUCAAUCUUCCGCUGCGUCCACCGGCUGAAUCAUGUCGAGGUGUCAGAUGCUUUUUGUGAAAGCAGCAGCCGCCCAGGUCCACAGGAGGAAGCCUGCAACCUGCAACCCUGCCCAGCAUUUUGGGACAUCGGAGAGUGGUCGGAGUGCAGCAAGACCUGUGGACUGGGCAUGCAGCACCGGCAGGUUCUGUGCCGCCAAGUCUAUGCCAACCGCACCCUCAACGUCCACUUGAGCCACUGUCAACACCUCGAGCGACCCGAAACGGCCAGUACCUGCCAGCUCAAGAUCUGCAGUGAGUGGCAGAUUCGCUCUGAGUGGACAUCUUGUUCGGUGCCAUGCGGGGUGGGUCAGAGGUCAAGAGAGGUGCGCUGUGUCAGCAACGUGGGUGACUUCGUUCCUGAUGAGGAGUGCAACAUGAACCUGCGACCCAGCAAUGUAGAGAACUGCGACAUGGGAACCUGUGCCAAGAGCUGGUUCUACACUGACUGGGGAAACAGGUGCUCCGCUGAAUGUGGGAUGGGUGUCCGAACCCGCAGCAUUCUUUGCCUGACCAACCACAUCGGCAGCCUCCCUCUGGAGGGGUGUGGCAGCGAGCGGCCUGCAGAUUCCCAGGUCUGCAACAACGGUCCCUGUGACAAUCGAAUCGAGUGGUUCACAGGUCCUUGGAGCCAGUGCUCUGCAGAAUGUGGCACAGGCAGUCAGCAGAGGUCAGUGGUGUGCCUGAUAAAGUCCGAUGAAGGAUUUACCACCAUGCCACCCUAUGAAUGCUCAUCCUUGGAACGACCACUCAGUCAGCAGAGCUGCAACAUUAAGACCUGUGGGGCAAAGUGGUACCACACUGACUGGAGUGCAUGUUCAAAAACGUGCGAAGGAGGUUUCCGCAUUCGGGAGGUGCGCUGUCUGUCAGACGACAUGCUGUCCUCUGAGGCCUGUGAUGAGCAACUGAGACCAGCGGACAGGGAGGACUGCAGCCCUGAGCCCUGCAUACCUCAGAUAGACCUGAACUGCAGAGACAAGUACUACAACUGCAACGUGGUGGUCCAGGCUCGCCUCUGCGUUUACGAUUAUUACAAAACAGCAUGCUGUGCAUCUUGUUCACGCAUUGCACACAAACAGAAAGUACACCGAGGUCGCAGCUAGCACCGACUUCCUGAGGAUCCGAAUUCACACCCACUAAAGGCUCUCUGACCCUGAGCCUACUUGGACAGAUGGACGGACAGGACCUUUUUCAGAAAGGACCCUCGUUAAUGUUAAGAGGGAUGAAAACCUGAGAAGGACCAUUUGUGUUGGAUCUUUUACGGGUUGCUGUUGGGGAACAAAAAAGGCUAUGAAUCAUGUGUGACAUGAAUCCACGUGCUGGAAAGAAGGAACGUUAUCCGGAUCAACGAGAGCCACAACAAACAGAGGAAUCAGAAAAACUUGUUGGGUUCUCGUUCUUCAGUUUGUGAUGAAGCGUUUACAGCUGGCUCUUGUGCAUCACUUUGUCCAGAGGAGACUGCCAGAAAACCCUCUGUGGAGGAUAUAUUCUAGCAAAGUGGAAACUGUCCAGCAUAUAAUAAGCGGUUUCACAUCCAGCCUCACUAACAUGGGCUCAUUAAACUGAGCCCGGCACAAAAACAUUCCUUUCAUAAACAAAUUCUGUGCAUUAAACCCUCCAUGGGACUAACGACGUGUCCGUUCCUACACUGCCCCGAGAUGUAAAAGCAGCUUUUGUAAUAUAAUUAUCUGUAUAUAUGUUUAUGUAUAACAGUUUGAUAAAUGUUUAGUUUUUUUAAUGGUUCUCUGACUCUCCCACAUAACCUAAAAGGAGGGGGGAGUCCUCUUUAUUUAUGUAUGUGACUCUCCAGGGUGGAUGCUACUUUAUCGGCCACCGGUGGCUUCUUUUCAGCUGUUCUGCCUCUAAUCCAAUCACAGCCUCCGAACCGGACGUGGGCGUCCCACAGCCUGCUGGAUGGCAGAACCAGAUGCUGCAGACACUGGUGAUUUUUGAUAAGUUGAAAACAUGACUUUCUGUUUUCUUUUCUUCCCUGUGGGUCAUGAUCACUCCACAACUGAUCAAUCCUUGACACACAACUUUUACAAUAUUAUUAAUGCUUUAUAUAGCUGUAUUGUACACAUGGCUUGAUUUGAUAUCUCUGUGGUUCAUAAAUUCCCGUUGAUUAUUUAGCCCUUUUUACCAUGACAAUGUUGUUUAUAAACUUUCUCAUGUAGUACCUCACAAGUGUUGAGCAUUGUUAUUACUAAUCCCCUCUCAAUUUAAGUCUGGCUACUGAUUAGAGGUAUUUCAGUAGUUGAGAUUAUAAUUCAGACAUUACACACAAUUUCAGGCCUUCAUUUCUGUUAAUGACACCCAAAACAGGUUUGUCUGCAUUUUGGAUCAUCUUCAGCUUGACAAUACUCCACUGAUUCUUUAUUGGGUUUUGGUCAGAAAUGCUGUUAUUAAAUCAUAUAUCUGCACUUCUGUCAGAUAUCUGAUUUAGAUAUCUGACAGAAGAUAUCUGCACUUCUGUCAGAUAUGUUCAUUUCCUUUCUAAGAAAGGAAAUGAACAUUUCUCUAAAAAUUGUCGAGAAAAUGCUGAACAGCUGCACUGACUUCGGACUCGAUGAAACACAGUGGACCAAAACCAGUGAACUCCAGACACGACUCUUUAAAUCUUCAUUAACUUUACACUGAACCCUAAUCAACUUAUUCUAUGCAUCUCCAUUUUUCCUCUAAUCUCUGAAAGCUGAAUUUCUAUGAAAUGCUGAAACUAUAUUAGUCUGAAAAUCUGAAAAGAUCAUACCUUGAUCUUCUGAUGUACGUGGUUCCGGAUGGGUUAAAGCAAAGAAUGUAGCAGCUGUAGUUUAUGUCCUGGAUAUGUCUAUGUGUGAUGGAUCAUGAAGCACUGACUCCAGCUGCAGGCCACACUUUGUAAAUCAAUCCCAACUCUUGAAUAAUCUUUGUUCAUCCAGCCUGGGUGAACUAAUUUUAUCUCUAAAAUAAGCCAUGGGAGGAUGCAAAUUGUUCAUUGAUCUUCACCUUUAGCCUGUUCGCCGUCUCACCAAAGGAGAAGAGUAUGUAUGCAUCUGUGUGAAUCACAGAUGUGAAAAGAAAACACAAUCUAUAUUCCCUACUCUUCUUUUUCUUUGUUUACCUUUGAGGAUGUUAUUUAAAUAGACUAUGUUUAAAAAUGUCAGAGGAAUAUGUGGUUUUACACUCAAACCUUUCCUGAGAAAAUUGCACUUUUCUGAUGGUGGUUGUUGGUGGAGUUCACAUUUUUGGUUCAGAUUUUCCUCAUUUUCUACAAACAGACUCUGUUGUUGUUGCCCCAAACAGGUCAGAUGUUCAAACUGAGUGAUCAUCUCCUGCUUAAAUUGCAAAUUUAUUUACCAUUUUAUAGUUUGACCUGUGUUUUAACCAGUGGCAGAUGCAACUUUCUAGUCAAUAUGUGCUGUCAUCUGAAAACAAUAUCUCCUUUUGAAACAUGCUGUUCUCCUUCCAUGGCUACACCUUUUCUCAAAAACUUACUACACAAUAACUUAAAAAAUGAAAACCUCAUGGAUUAGACAUAGUAGAACCUAACACAGUUUACUUAAAGGCAAGUGGAAGAAUUGGAUUAAUAUGUAAAAAUGCUUCACACAUCCAUGAAGCUACAGGUUGUUGCAUGUUUGUAUUCAAUAUAUUUUUUUUCCUAGAGUUGCAGGUCAAUUACCAUUUGUGGAAAGCCAGUGGGAGUUUGGAGUUUAUUGUCAAUCAAGAAGAAAUUAUAUGAAAUAAUUUCUGUUUUUCAUUGAAAGCAAAGACUUAAUGAUAUUACUUUAGAGCCAUCUAGUGGAUUAAGUUUGCACCAACAUGCAGGUCUGUGUGAACAAUGCUCCAACCUAACAUGUUUCAUAAUUUAGUAAAGAUUUGAAUAUUUUCUAUGCAGCUAAUCAGAAGGAGCAGAACAAUAAACUGAAGUUCUUUAGUCACUGAACUCAUUUUUCAAAUUUGAAUGGCUGUAUGUUGAAUAAUAAAUGUUGAUAGCAUGUUAUGUCAAACUCUACUGGAAUUCCUUCUUAGUUUUGACCAAAAAAUACAUACAUUCUUGAGUGGAAUCAGUUGUUGUUUCAUGUUGUAGCAAGAAAAUAUGUUAAUUCAGGUCCCUUUUUAUGCCAAGGUCUGUCUUUAGAAGGUGGAACGCUUAAGCAGUGAACAAACAUGAACAGAAGCUUUUGUUUUCAGUCUUGGUAAACUUUCCUAACUGUUUUUUGUUUCUUUUUUCGUUCACAAUCUUAAUCCAAGCUUCACUUAUUUUUGGUUGCAUGCUAUACAAUAGCAGAUGCCCAAAUGGGUUGAAAAGUUAUUAACAUGUAAUUAAAUUUUCUCCUAUUAGUAGGCUUUUGAGGUUUGUAUCUAUCAGCUUUCCAAAGUAGCUUGAAUUCAGUCAGACUGGUUGGAGACGGUUUGUGAAAAGUUGUGGCAUUCCCACACAUGCAUUUGCUUUUAAUCUCAACUAUAAAAUUUUAACACUUUGUUUUGGUUUGUCAUGUGGAAAGAGAAACCACCACUGCAGUUCUGUGUCUUUUGCAGCUUUUAACGGGUUUUCUUUCAGUAAUUGGUGAUAUUUAGUUUCAUCCAAAUUACCGUAAAUCCUGAAACGCUUCCAUGUGUCUGAUGAAAAAUAGCAUUCCAGCAACAUGCUGUUGGUGUGUUAGGUGCCUCUAAAGUGGUACUUUUGUUUGUUUUUUUAAGGUUCCCCAUAAGU